CCACAACGUCCCUCUCGCGCCAUUCGCCGUCAGGACGAGAACGCAAACCGUCCUAUAAUCCACAACAAGUCCGCCAGCAACGUCUCUUCAGCCGCUGCCAACGCUGCUUUGGGGAACAUGGAAUCGCAACAGCCCACUGGAGGCGGCCUCAAAGCUGCUGCCCGGAGGACCGCGUUCGGCGAUGUCAGCAAUACAAGCAAGGGCAACAAUGUUACUGCCUCUGGCAAGGAGAGUAGCAGGGGUGGUGUCAUUGUCGUUCAGGAUAAGCAGGGUCAGAAGACCACUGGCGCGAUCUCGAAACCAGCUCAGCGAGCCCAGGGGCUCAAGCCUGCUUCUUCGAUCGCUACCCAGACUUCGGUCACGUCUCAACACGUUGCUCCAUCGAGGAAUAUUGCCCGUAAGACCGCGGUUUACCAAGAUAACAAGCGUCCAAGCCCGAAGAGGACUAGUCCCAAGCGAACCAGUCCAAAGGUUUCGCGGGAUGCGGUCGUUAAGAAGGAAUCGCAACAAUUCGGCAGACAAGCCGCUCGGCCCCGUAGCAAGAGCCGUGCUUCUAGGCCUCUGUCGGGCCUUUUGAGAAUAAAGCAACAUCAAGCUAAGGGUGAAUCUCCAGUCUAUUCGGAUCAGGCGUCUCACUCCUACUCCGAUAGAUACUUGGAUGAGGAUCAGGAGAGCACUGCGGCUGAGGCUGAAGAUGAUGACGAAGAUGCUUCGGAGGAUGAUGAGACUCCGGGUGGUGUCAAGACUGCUGAAGGUCAACUUGAGGUUAUCUCAGACUAUGAGAGUGAUGAGGGUGAUGAUGAUGAGACUGAGUACAACGGUGCAAGAGCGCGUCCCGGAGAUAAUACUACUGGGGUUACCACGCAAGUUCUUGUGCCCAAGAUCACAUCUCAGACCAGGAAGGAAUUGAGUAAGGUUCAGCGCGAGUUCUUUGACGACGAGGACGAGGGUGAUAUUUCCAUGGUUGCGGAGUAUGGCGAUGACAUCUUUGAAUACAUGCGUGAGCUUGAGGUUAGUACUAUAUUACACCAUCAUCGAUUGUGCUAGACUUUCUCUAACAUUUUGUGCCAUGACACAGGCAAAGAUGUUGCCGAACGCCCACUACAUGGACCAUCAAUCAGAGAUUCAGUGGUCAAUGCGCGCGAUUCUCAUGGACUGGCUCGUCCAGGUUCACACUCGGUUUAACCUUCUCCCCGAAACUCUCUUCCUCACCUCCAACUAUGUCGAUCGCUUCCUCUCGGCCAAGGUUGUCUCCCUCGGAAAGCUUCAACUUGUCGGAGCUACAGCACUGUUUGUCGCUGCCAAGUAUGAGGAGAUCAACUGCCCGUCUGUUCACGAGAUUGUGUACAUGGUCGACAACGGGUAUACCGCGGAAGAGAUCCUCAAGGCGGAGAGAUUUAUGCUUUCGAUGUUGCACUAUGAACUUGGUUGGCCCGGACCGAUGAGCUUCUUGAGGAGAAUCAGCAAGGCCGACGAUUAUGAUCUUGAAACCAGAACGCUAGCAAAGUACUUCUUGGAGAUCACCGUCAUGGAUGAGAGAUUCGUUGGAAGCCCUCCAAGCUUUCUCGCUGCCGGAGCGCACUGUCUCGCCAGACAUAUGUUGAAGAAGGGAGAAUGGGUAAUUUUAUCUCUUGCUUCCAAUCUAUCAUUUUGUUGCACUUUUCCUGUUUUUUUUCCUUUCUUUUUUUAUCUCAACGUUCCAGUUGGUUCACAUACCCCUGUCUGUCAUCGACCCGUUUUCCAGGGGCCCCCCCCUCCAAUGGCCAACACAUACUUGCGCCGGAACGGCUUUUUUUUCUUCUUCUUCUUCCCUUUCCAACGCCUUCCACUCUAUUCCUUGUUCAACUUGUCUUGUCUUGUCUUGUCUUUUUUUUUUCUUGCCCAUUUCGUUUUCCUCCGGAACUGCUGCUAUCCUUGCCACGGGAUCACAUGACCGACGUCGGCUAAUCACAAUGUUUAAAACAGACACCUGCGCACACCUUCUAUUCGGGUUACACUGCUUCUCAGCUGGAGCCGUUGAUCCAUACCCUUGUCGAGUGCUGCGAGAACCCGAAGACUCACCACGGCGCUGUAUACGACAAGUUUGCCGAUCGUCGGUACAAACGUGCUAGUCUGUAUGUUGAGAACUGGAUGAAGACUGAAGUGGCUGAGGAGAGUGGUGAUGAAGAGUAG
Messenger RNA from Tuber aestivum (summer truffle), 2172 nucleotides. The record is from the annotation of a GenBank genome assembly. Lineage: Eukaryota; Fungi; Ascomycota; Pezizomycetes; Pezizales; Tuberaceae.